AUGUUAGUUCUUUACGGAGGUUCUGCGUUAACACCUCAUAACCAGAAGAAGCUUUUACAAGCUACAGAGUCUGCGUUUGAUCGUAUUGAGGCUGUAUAUUUUUAUUUAAUUCAAACUAAAGAUGGAUAUCACGUAUCUUCUAAUGAUUUGAGACCUAUUUUAUCAGACCUACAACCGGAUGAAUUUAGACCAUCCGGUCCCCAAGUGGCCUUUGUCUUUCCUCGUACUGGUACCAUAUCUCCAUGGUCUUCGAAAGCUACCAACAUUGCCAAUGUAUGCAACCUCAAAGGGGUGAACCGCAUUGAACGUGGUAUAGCGUAUUCGGUGACAUGCAAGCAAGGCCUUUCUGAAAAUAUAUACGAGAAUGCUUUCAGCAAUCUAUUCGACCGUAUGACUGAAACUCUUCGUUAUGAGCCACCAAAGGAAGAAGAAGUGUUUAAUACUCAAGAACCUGCACCCCUUGUAACAAUUAAACUCGGCUGUAACCAAGAAGCCGAUAAGGAGAAUGCCAAACGUCGUCUCGCAGAAGCCAAUGUUAAGUUUGGACUAGCUCUUGCUUCUGACGAAAUUGAUUACCUGGUUGAGUGCUAUGCCAAUGAGCCUUCAUUGCAGCAUCGCGAGCCUACUGAUGUUGAGCUUUUUAUGUUUGGUCAGGUCAACUCCGAGCAUUGUAGACAUAAAAUUUUUAACGCCGAUUGGACGAUUGAUGGAAAUAAGAUGGAAAACUCCUUGUUUCAGAUGAUUCGUAAUACCCAUAAAUUAAACCCCCAUCAUACUAUUUCUGCUUACUCCGAUAAUGCCGCUGUUUUUGAAGGAAAUGCUGGAUCUAAUUUCUUUCCUAUGAAUGGUGAAUGGACAUUAAAAGAUGAAACUGUUGAUUUUCUUGGAAAGGUAGAAACCCAUAAUCAUCCUACAGCAGUUUCGCCAUAUCCGGGUGCGGCUACAGGCUCCGGUGGUGAAAUUCGCGAUGAAGGAGCCGUUGGUCAAGGAUCAAAACCAAAGGCUGGUUUAGCUGGCUACAACGUUUCUGAUUUGCAUAUCCCUGGUUUUAAGCAGCCUUGGGAAUUGGAGGUCGGCAAACCUUUCCAUAUUGCUUCUCCUCUCGAUAUUAUGUUAUCUGCCCCAAUCGGUAGUUCUUCUUUCAAUAAUGAAUUUGGCCGUCCUUGUAUAAAUGGCUACUUCCGUACAUUAACCAUGGAAGUGACUAGAUCCGAUGGAACGACGGAAUAUCGUGGAUACCAUAAGCCAAUUAUGGCUGCAGGCGGUGUUGGUUGCAUCCGUAGACAGCAUGCUUUCAAAAAAUCCAUUUCUGCUGGAAGUCCAAUCAUAGUACUUGGUGGACCUGCACUCCUUGUAGGUUUAGGUGGUGGUGCUGCCUCUAGUAUGAAUUCUGGUGAAGGUUCUGAAGAUUUGGAUUUUGCAUCUGUGCAACGAGGAAAUCCAGAAAUGCAACGUCGUGCACAGAUGGUAAUUGACACUUGUACUGCAAUGGAAGACAAUAUUAUUCAAUCCAUUCACGAUGUUGGUGCUGGUGGUGUUUCCAAUGCCCUCCCUGAAUUAGUUCACGAUGCCGGUUUGGGUGCCAGAUUUGAACUCCGUGAUAUCCCUUGCAUUGAACCUAGUAUGUCGCCCAUGCAAAUUUGGUGCUGUGAAUCUCAAGAACGAUACGUUCUUUCAGUGAAGUCUGAGGAUCUUGAUUUAUUUACGAGCAUCUGUGAACGUGAAAGAUGUCCCUAUGGAGUUGUUGGCUAUGCUACCGAGGAGCAACGACUAGUAUUGACGGAUCGCCUUUAUAAAUCCACUCCUAUCGAUUUGCCUAUGGAAGUUUUAUUUGGCAAACCCCCAAAGAUGUCGCGUGUGGAUAAUACUGACCCUCUGGUCUUGAAGAAGUUUGAUUCUUCCUUAAACGCCUAUAUACCUACCGUUGAUCAACCAAUCACUGAUGCUGUUCAACGCGUUUUGCGCAUGCCUGCAGUAGCGUCAAAAUCAUUUUUGAUUACAAUAGGUGAUCGUAGUAUCACUGGUCUUGUUGCUCGCGAGCAAAUGGUUGGACCUUGGCAAACUCCUGUAGCAGAUGUCGCUGUCACUGUUACAUCGUACGGUAAGGGUACUACUACAGGUGAGGCGUUUGCCGUUGGUGAGAAGCCGAUCACUGCUCUUAUUUCAUCGGCUGCUUCGGCUCGUAUGGCUGUCGCUGAAUGUAUCAUGAAUAUGGCUGCCGCCUCACUCCCACAUUUGAGUCAUAUUCGUUUGAGCGCCAACUGGAUGUCUUCUCCUACACAUUCCGGUGAGGGUGCAAAAUUAUACGAAGCUGUUCAAGCUAUCGGCUUAGAUCUCUGCCCCCAAUUGGGAAUUAGUAUUCCAGUCGGUAAAGACUCAAUGUCAAUGAGUAUGAAAUGGAUGGAAGACUCCCGUGAGCAAUCUGUUACUGCACCUUUGUCACUUGUUAUCACAGGCUUCUCUUCGGUAAAUAAUGUUGAGUCUAUUUGGACACCUCAACUGAAACGUGCUAAUGAAAUUGGACCGUCUUCCUUGUUGUAUAUUGAUUUAGCUAACGGUAAACAACGUCUUGGUGGUUCAAUCCUUGCUCAGUGCUACAAGGAGUUGGGCGAUGAGGCUCCCGAUGUUGAAGACGUGGAAUUGCUUAAGUCUUACUUCUCCGCAAUCACUCAGCUUCAUACUACUGAUUAUGUACAAGCUUAUCAUGACAAUUCUGAUGGUGGUUUAUUUGUUACUGUUUCUGAAAUGGCCUUUGCUGGACGUGUCGGAGUGGUAUCGGAUCUUGAAAACUUUUCUAAUGACAAUAUUGCUACCCUAUUCAACGAAGAAUUAGGUGCAGUAAUACAAAUCCGGGAUAGCGAUUUCGAAAGUGUAUAUGAAAUAUUCAAGGCCCAUGGACUCGGAAAAGCUGUCAAAAAGUUUGGUAAAGUUAUCUCCAAUGAGGCUCAAGAGGUUGUUUUUGUUCGUUCGAGCGAAAUUGUCUACAAGUCCACCCGUGCUGCUCUUCAAUCUCUUUGGCACGAAACUUCUUACAAAAUGCAAAGCAUUCGAGACAAUCCUAAAUGUGCUCAACAAGAGUACGAAACUAUUUGGGACAAUUCUGACCCUGGUAUUGAUUUCCAUUUGACUUUUGAGCAUUCUCCUAAAUCAGAUCUUUCUUUGACGAAUCGUCCCAAGGUUGCUGUUUUGCGUGAGCAAGGUGUUAAUGGACAUAUGGAAAUGGCUUAUUCGUUCCACGCAGCCGGUUUUACACCUGUGGACGUCCACAUGACCGACAUUAUUAAUGGUAAACUUACACUUGAUAUGUUUGUUGGUAUUGCUGCAUGCGGUGGUUUUUCGUACGGUGAUGUUCUGGGAUCUGCUAACGGAUGGGCUACUUCGAUUCUUUUACAUGAUACUGCUCGUCAGGAAUUUUACAAGUUUUUCAAUCAACGAAAAGAUACUUUUGCUAUUGGUCUUUGCAAUGGUUGUCAGUUAUUUACCCGCCUGAAGACAUUAAUUCCCGGUGCUCAAUGUUGGCCACUUUUCCUUUCAAAUGAAUCUUCACAGUAUGAAGGACGUACGGUAAUGCUUCAAUUAGAUCCGAGGAAUUCAGCAAGUUCUAUUUUCACCAACGAAAUGGGAGGUUCUCGUAUUCCAAUUGCUGUUGCCCAUGGUGAAGGCCGUGCUGUCUUCGAAUCCGAUUCCGAUUACACAAAAUUCAAGCAGGAAGGCUUGGACGUUCUUUACUACGUUGAUAAUUAUGGUAAUAGGACGAGCCAGUAUCCUUUGAAUCCUAAUGGAAGUACAGACGCCAUCGCUGGUGUUCGCUCUCCAUGUGGACGAUUCUUAGCUAUGAUGCCACAUCCUGAACGUGUUGUUCUGAAGGUGGCUAAUAGUUACUAUCCCAAGUCGUGUUCUGAAAAUUGGGGUACUCAUGGACCAUGGCUUCGAUUGUUCCAGUCCGCUCGUAAAUGGGUGGGCUAA
Molecule: messenger RNA, 3966 nt
Organism: Schizosaccharomyces octosporus yFS286
Lineage: Eukaryota; Fungi; Ascomycota; Schizosaccharomycetes; Schizosaccharomycetales; Schizosaccharomycetaceae
Product: phosphoribosylformylglycinamidine synthase Ade3
Exons: 1
Coding region: 1-3966 (1321 amino acids)
Biological process (GO): 'de novo' IMP biosynthetic process
Molecular function (GO): phosphoribosylformylglycinamidine synthase activity
Source: RefSeq, a predicted model, not a curated record